GAUAGAAUCAAUGCUUUCUGUUGUCUGAACAGGUAGUUGUAUUAGCUUCCAUUGCGUUAAGCUCAAGUAUUAGGUAGCCGCUAAGCGUGUAAGUCGAGAGGCGUUGUAGCACCGGAGCCCCUCAUUGAGUCCAGGAACGCCGAGUAUAUCAAGAUGGACACCAGCAAACUGAAGCCCAAUGACCCUCGAGUCAAGUGGGAGUCCAAGCAGGUCCGCGGCAAGACAUACUCCUACAUCCUCGGUGAGCCCGAAGGCGCCAAGGUCGAUACCAUUUUCCUUGUUCACGGCUGGCCCGAUCUCGCCUUCGGAUGGCGCCAUCAGAUCCCCUACUUGAUGUCCCUGGGCUACCAGGUCGUUGCGCCCAACAUGAUUGGCUACGCCGGCACCGACGCUCCCCAGGACCCCAAAGCGUACAGCUUCAAGAGCGUCUCUGACGAUGUCGCCGAGCUGGCUCGCCAAUUCGUCGGCCAGGAUGGCCAGAUCGUUCUGGGUGGCCACGACUGGGGCGGUGCGCUGGUCUGGCGAACGGCCUACUACUAUCCCAAGCUGAUCAAGGCCGUCUUCUCAAUCUGCACUCCUCUGCUGCCCCUGAGCAAAGAGUACAUUCCCCUCGAGGCCAUCAUCGCCGCGGGACAUCUGCAAAACUUCAAGUACCAGCUACAGCUGGGGGGCCCUGACGUAGAGGCCCACGUCACCGGCAAGGACAAGCUACGACAGUUCUUCAAGGCCGUGUUCCUCGGCCAGACCCCCAACGGAGAAUACGGCAUGACCAUGGAGCACGGCGUCAUCUUCGAGUUGCUGGACAAGGUCCAGCAACCCCGUCUGCUGGACGCCGACGAGCUGGAGUUCUACGUCGAGCAGUACUCGCUGCAAAAGGCCCCCGAGCUGCGUGGCCCGCUCAACUGGUACCGAACACGCGAGAUCAACGCCAACGAGGAGAUUGCGCUGGGCGAGGAGGCGCGCCCCAACACGUUCGAGCAGCCCGCGCUCUUCAUUGGGGCGACUCACGAUGAUGCUCUGCCGCCGGCCAUGUCUCAGGGCAUGGACGCAGCUUUUGCUGAUCUGACCCGGGCGGAGGUCGAUGCUACCCACUGGGCGUUGACGCAGGCUGGACCUGAUAUCAAUGAGCACAUUGGGAAAUGGCUGACCAAGGUGAACAGCGCUCCCAAGCUGUAAAGGUGGGAAUGUUCGACUGCAUUGAGCGAGAAAGAAAAAAAAAACUUGUAGAGAAAAUCUAUGGAUUAUGAUUUGGCUGAGCUGUCAUUACGUCUUUUUCCUACCGGUUAUGUAGGACACGGCUAUUGAAUGUUGGGUAUAUCAGUAGGUAGCUGUAUUGAUUUAUCUACAGGAGUAUCAGUAGAUACUCUCUUGAAGCGAAGUUUCUAUUGAGUCCAGCCUUGCCGCACAUCUUCUUUCGAGCUACCACGUAGCCAUCUCAA
Molecule: messenger RNA, 1439 nt
Organism: Trichoderma harzianum CBS 226.95
Lineage: Eukaryota; Fungi; Ascomycota; Sordariomycetes; Hypocreales; Hypocreaceae
Exons: 2
Coding region: 154-1176 (340 amino acids)
Molecular function (GO): hydrolase activity
Source: RefSeq, a predicted model, not a curated record